Messenger RNA from Rhinolophus ferrumequinum (greater horseshoe bat), 3076 nucleotides. RefSeq names its product histidine triad nucleotide binding protein 3 (gene HINT3). The transcript has 5 exons. Gene Ontology annotation, molecular function: catalytic activity. The record is from RefSeq and is a predicted model, not a curated record. NCBI's taxonomy places the organism in Eukaryota, Metazoa, Chordata, Mammalia, Chiroptera, Rhinolophidae. The coding region runs from base 302 to 850 and encodes 182 amino acids.
GCAGGGGGCGGGGCGACUGCCGCUGCCAUCUGCAGCUCCCCCAGGUAACUCCCUCCUGCGUACUCGCGCUCCCCCUGGUGGCCGCCGCCUUUGAGGUCGGCCGCUGGCUUUGAGGCCCGACACCGGGUCGCCCUACCCCGAGCGCCAGCCUGGGAUCAGCGCCUUGCGCCCAACUCUGCUCCGCCCAGCGCCAGGCGAGGGGCGACGCCUCGAGGUCCACCGGGAAGGUGCAGGAGGCGGGUUCCGUCCAGGCCCAGUUGUUCUGGAGAAGCCGAGGCUCUGGGCCGCGGGGGCGGGUGGGAUGGCAGAGCAGCGGGAGUAUUGUAGUACGAAGUCAGAUCCCUACUAUGAGGCAGCGGCGACUGCAGAACCUACGAUUUCUUCAUCGGGAGCCGCUGGUGUCGCCGCAAAGUCACCGGAGCCCGAGGACUACAAUAGCAAGUGCGUGUUCUGCAGGAUCGCUGGGCAGCAGGAACCGGGCACGGAACUCCUGUAUUGUGAGAAUGAAGACUUAGUUUGCUUCAAAGAUAUCAAACCAGCAGCACCUCAUCAUUAUCUUGUGGUGCCAAAGAAGCAUCUUGGAAACUGCAGAGAUCUAAAGAAAGAUCAAAUAAAACUGGUUGAGGACAUGGUUGCUGCUGGAAAAACCAUUCUUGAAAGGAAUAAUUUCACGGACUUCAAAAAUGUGAGAAUGGGUUUCCAUGUGCCACCAUUCUGUUCCAUUUCCCACUUGCACCUUCACGUUCUGGCACCAGUAGAUCAGCUUGGCUUUUUUUCAAAAUUGGUUUAUAGAAUGAAUUCCUAUUGGUUUAUCACAGCCGAUUAUUUGAUUGAAAAACUAAGAACAUGAAAAUGUCAACAGUGGAAGAUUGUCUUAAUCUUGGCUCAACAUAAACUAAUAUGAUGGUCUCUUUUAAGUCAAAUUACAAUGUAAGGUUUGUCGGGUUUGUGAGAGGCUGUUACUGGAUAGCCUUAAAUCUUUUCUGAUUGUCUUUUUUCCUGAGAUCUGUGAUAUAGUUACAAGACUACUCUGUCAUUUACUUCUUUGUUUUAAUGGUUACUUGUCUAAGGUAUAAGAUAACUAUAGACAAAAUCCCAUUAAAACAAAUUCUGUCAAUCAAGAAGGGCUCUGUAUUAAACAGAGUUCAAAUACUUUCAUUUUGUCAGUAUAUUGUCCAUUAUAAUAGUGAUUUAGUAUGAAAAAUUAACUGGUAUAGAAAGUACAUUGUUGGAGCCUUUAUAUUGUGAAAGAGAAAGAGAAAUUAACUAUUUCUUGACAGUUCUAUAAUUUUGCACAUAAAAUAUCAAAAUAAAUAGUACCAUAUUACACAGUGAUCCCUUGUCUUGUUGGUGGAAGGAAUUGUGUAACUUGUUAUUCAGAUUUCAGAUGGUGUUUUCACUUCUUAAAGCCUAGCAUCUUUGUAAUAAAUUGGUCCUGAAAGCUAUAUAAUAUGUAUAUAAUAAUUUCUAACAGUGAAUUGACAAUAACAAGCAAUCUGGCUACCCAAGAGAAUUCGCUGUAAUGGAAUUUUACCUAUAACAACAUAAAUGGGCAAGAAACAUAAAAUGUGUAUUAAUGUAUUAAAAUUGGCAGAAACUGUUGCUUUAUGCCUUGUUUAUUGUACCAAAGGAAAAUUAGAAUUAAAAACUGAUGAGAUCUAGCUUUUAUUGUGAAAAGGUCCGGGUUUGAAAACAGAGAUAGCUAGUCUUGGAUAAGAGAAUUUAUUUUAAUAACACAAUGUUAAUAUUAUUGGUAUAUUAUUUUAUGAGACAUAUUUCUUUAAGAAUUGUCUUUUGUUGCUAAUGGACACUAGCAAUAGUGAAUGUGAAUGAAGAGUAGGUACUAGAAGCUAAUCCUACAUUGUGCCAGUGUAUAUUAGUACUAUGUACAUGAAUAAAGUGAACAUGAGGAUUAAAGUAUUGAUGUUGGAAAUAGGUUUAGAUGGCUAGUUUUCUUGCUGAUUUUUUGGCUUGAUAUUAAACAUAGUUUUAAGUAAUAAAAUGCUAAUUACAAUAUUUAGUUACAAUAUCUGGAAUCAAUAUUGUUUAGUUCAUUCAUUUAUUCAUUCAGCAAACAUUUGCUGAGCAUUUAAUGUGUACCAGACACUGCCAGGAACAGGAAAAACAGCAUGAAAAAGGACAGUCUGCCUUCAGUCGCUAAUACAAGGGUCAGACAAAACGAGUGAUUACAUUUUAGUGUGUUAAAAGUGCUAUUUUGUCCACAGAAGAGGCUGUGAAGAGAGAAACACUUUUGAGAGCAGGUAGUACAGCUGAGUAUUUAAGAGUCUUAUGUUAGGCAGGUAGACAGUGGAAAUUGUCUUUCUAGGCUGAGACCCAGAUGUACUUUCCUUGUGUUCUUCUUCUAUUAAUUACUUGAAAUAAUUUAUUGAAAUGAAUGUCCAAAUUCUAUUUUAUUCCUGGAGGUGGAGAAAGGAAUUUGAAAGGGGGUAUAGGCGUUCAAAAUGAGAUUUACGGUUUUUCUGCACUGCUUUAAAUAGCUUGCUAAGUACCCACAUAGAUUAGCACUUACAAGUUUUUAUAAAUCAGUUCAAAUAUCACCAGCUACAGAACAGCAAUAUUCAACAUGUGCACCAUGUUGUACUAUGUGAACUUGCAAUGAUGUAAUUGACAAUGUUAUGAUAAUAACAUGUAAGGUAUUUAAGGAAUUCUCAAAUGCCUUAUGGACCUUUUAAAAAAUGUGAUUAGCUAGUUGAUUUAAUUUAUAUAUGUUUAUACUCUUUCACAAUAAGUUUUUCUUUGUUGGAAAACCCUUGGGACUUUACAUUUUUAAUGGCAGUUCUCUUUUACUUGUACAGAUUAAUAAUCAAAUUACUAAAAUUAAAAUUAAUUCAGCUUUUUCAGUAGUUUAAGAAUUUGGUAACUCUCUAGCUAUUUUUAAUAUUAGCUCAAUGCAGAGUUAAUUCAUAACCUGUCUUAAAAAUGUUUAAAGUAGUAUCGAGAGCAUUAUUUAUGCAUGUUGUGAUACUGUUUGUUUGUAAUUGAAGAAUUGUAAAAUUAUUAAUCAUGAGCUAUUUCAAACUGUGCUUAACGAAAAUAAAGCUAAAUAAAUGUGGAA